Cannabis sativa is the source of this 1579-nucleotide messenger RNA. RefSeq lists its product as uncharacterized. NCBI's taxonomy places the organism in Eukaryota, Viridiplantae, Streptophyta, Magnoliopsida, Rosales, Cannabaceae. Gene Ontology annotation, biological process: proteolysis. The record is from RefSeq and is a predicted model, not a curated record. The transcript is spliced from 2 exons. Gene Ontology annotation, molecular function: cysteine-type peptidase activity. The coding region runs from base 1 to 648 and encodes 215 amino acids.
AUGUACUCAGCCGAGCCGAAAAUCAAAGUCACCACAACUGAUUACCUUUUUUGUUCUAGCAUAACAAGUUUGUAUGAGAAGUUUGUUGAGAAAAACAACGAUAUAUCGGUGUUGUCUCUUUCUCACAAUGUGGCCCAGUACAUUCAAGGUGGUAAGAUAUUAUGUGCCACUCCUUGGCAUUUGGUUGAUCAUGUUGUUAUGCCUAUCAAUGUAAAAUUACAGGAUCAUUGGAUUUGUGGUCGUCUAAACAUAGCUGAGCGGCGGAUAUAUCUGUACAAUUCAUUGCGUUCUGGAAGGUAUAUGACAGCUGCCAAAGAGGCUUGCAAGCCUUUUUCUGUUAUUUUACCAUAUUACUUCUCUAUGUUAGACUUCAAAGGCCUUCGCAACGAAGCUAAGUUUAGCACUAUGGAACCGUUCCCUAUUGUUGCUGUUGAUGGUUUACCCGAGCAGGUCACAGCUGAUUGUGGUGUUUUUGUAGCAUCAUUUGCUGAGUAUUUCAUUGAUGGCAAACCCAUCCCAUCCUCUGGUUUUGAUGUAGAAAUUCACCGCGAUCGUUUGGCUGUGUUAUUUUAUCAAUAUGGCAUGAAGAAGCAACUUGAGAACAUUGAAAGUGAAUCCGAGGGCCCUCCCAGUCUUCCCAAGAAGUGAUUUGUUUUUUCAAUCAAACUGUCAUUGUUCUUAUAGUUUUUUAAUGUUGUUUUUAUGUUUUUUUAUCUUGUUUUCGUAAACAAACAUUGGUGUUCUGUUAUGUUUUCUUACGUUUUGUGUGGACAAUAUGUAAUCUUUAUUUUUGUAUGUUUUUUCUUCUUCUUCUUAUGUACAAACAAGUUGGUAUGUUAAAUUUGUUAGUAUUUUCAUUUCACAUCCCUUCUUUUUAUGUUUUUUUUUCUUAUAGUUUCUCUGUUUUUUUGAAUACAAAUAUUCAUUUCAGUAUUAAAAACACAAACUGUUUCAAUAAUAAACUUCAUAUAUAUAUAUUCAAUUUAGUAUCCAACAUCUUUUAAUAUCCAAUCUAAAGUAUCAUCAAAUCCCAAUGUAAUCAAUGCUUUCAAAUAAAAACUGUAUUCCCUUUGUAUUUCAGAAAUUUAAAUUCCUCAAUAUCUCAUUCUCAAAACGUAUGUGUAGUUUUCUUUUGUUUUUCCACUGUUGUUCUGUUGUUGUUUUUAUUCCCUUCUACGUCUUCUGCUGCAUGUUCUUUUGUUAUGCCCCAGUUCACCACAUUUGCUGCACUUGUUGUGUUGAUCCUUUUCCCAUCCAGCCUUCCUUCUUAAUGUUUUUGGUCUUCCUGAUUUUACUCUUUCAUGUGGAGGCAAGACUAUAAUAUUCUUCACUUCUUCCGGUACCUCCCACUCACUUUGGUGUCCUAUUGGGUAAACUGUCCCUGAAUAAGUUGCCAGCCAAUUUUUUUUUUGUGUAGUAAUCUGAACAGUAGGUGUACGGGUCCAUGUUCAUCUCCCUCAUCACGGCCACAGCGUGCCCGCAUGGCAUUUCAUCUAUUUGGAACCUGUUGCACGUGCAUGUUCUUUUUUCUAGAUCUACUUCCCACGUUUCUUUCAUUCUUGUUACCUCAAACAAGUAA